CAACUCUGUUCAUUCAUUUAAAUGCUUGUAAAACGUUUUAGCCGCGUAUUUUAGAUUUGCUUGCAAGGUUUCGAUUGCAUAUGUUUAAAUUAUCCUUCAUAGUAAACAGAAAAGCGCUAAGAGCAUUCGGCCGGAGUGGCGGCUAUGGACGCGGCACGACGUACAAUGGGUUUAAACGUGGACAAAGUAAAGGCGAAACUCGAUAUAUGCCGGGAGAGUUUAAAGAAAGGCUAUGGCGGCGUCUUUGAUGGAGGCUUCUUGAAUUUAUUUUGCUUUGAUUUUUUUGACUUUUGCCGGACUUUGCACAAGUUUUUAAUAAGGAUUAACGAAGAAGAAGAAGCUCUAGGAGAUGUGUAUUUAUGUUUAACCCAAAUCAUGGUCUGCAUAAAGUACCUGGAAAAAACAAUUCAAUUGGAAAUAAAACGCGUUGUUUCUAUAUCGGCUGCCCGGCAACAUUUUCUAGACCGUUUAUACUGUCGCCUGGACCAUUUGUGGUCAUGUGUUACCUCUCUAAGUAAAAAAGAUUAUGAAAAAGUGGCAAACAUUACAAUAGAAGAAAAUUCAUUUGUCGCGCUUAUGGAUUUUAUAUUAGAACAAAUAAAACCUUAUACCAACUACAAAGACGACGAUUCCAAAUUAUCUACCUCGACAGAAAUCAAUGUGUCCGCUUCAAUGGAACAGGCCGUACUUGUUAGUACACAAAUACGUGGCAGAGUGAAUAUUGUCAUCGGUCAUACUUUGGCUUUUGCUAAUGUGGCUUUGGAAUCUGAUAAAAAAGCUUUAAGUGCUCUAAGCCAAACGGUGUUACGUGAGUGUAUCGCCUGGCAAACGGAGUGUGAAUUAGGUCUUAAGCAACCAAACCAUUACAACGUUAGUAAUUGCCGUGUAAAAGCUAGUUCACUAGAAAAUGCUUUGUAUAAAUUGGAAGAUUUUAUAAAUGAAGCCCUAUUGCGCCUAGUAUAUAGAUGUCUUCUAGAUUUUGAGAAAUUUUCCAUAGAAAAGUUACGUAUUCUUAUGAACCAAUGUGAACCAGAUGAUCCAACUAUAGAUGAAAUAGUAGCUGAUUUUGAUGUCAAUCUAGAUCGAACCACACAAAUCGGGAUUUUUGCGGUCUGCUUUGCUCCCAAUAAACAGAUUGGAACGUUGGUCAGGAAUUGUUUGUCUUCUUUCGAAUCCCUAGAUUCCUGUAUUAUUCCUUCUUUGUACGCAAAGGGCAGCGGUCAGCUUUAUUCGCAAUUAUUAGAGUGUCAUUUCAAAGAAGAGGUUAACAAUUUUAAGACCGCUAUACUCGAGAUUGCCGACAGUCAGGAAUUUACCGUUUGCUUCUAUGACUUACUUAAUCAAUAUCUAAAAGAUAACGAGAAAAACUAUAAUAGCUUGUCGCUGCAAGAGAUUACACAAAUGGGCGAAAUUUUAAAGCAACAUUUCCUUUUACCGAUUAAUCAAAAAGUUUUGUUAAAAAGUGGUAAUUGCUUCCAAUUGUUUAAAAAAUUUUGCUUUAUGUUAAGUGAAUGUCAAGCUAUACUUCAAACUUCCGAACGCGUGGACACGAAAAGGGUUAUGAAACGAUUCAAGAUAUUGCGGUCUAAACUUCACAGAUUAAUUAAGGGUCUAUCUGAUGAUGACAUUAACGACUGCUCAGAAAUGUUUGUGCAUUCUGGAAGGGAAAAUGAAUUAAACUCAACAGGAAUAAAAUCUUCUUUAAGUGUUCUUUCAAAAAGCUACGGAUUCAUUCCUUUAAAUGAAGGAAGGAAAAGUUUAUCACCGGCAAAUCAACAUGCUAAAGAACGUAGAAGAGAAAGUUUGCGCACUGCAAUGUUCAGGCGACAAAAAUCAGCAAAAACUGAGGAAUUAUUUAACAGCUAUAAAAAUUUUUCAGAAAGUUUGCAAAUAACGGAAAUUUUGGAACAGCUUUCGUUUACAAGCAUUGUCCCGGUCUAAUAUCGAUGUUGAUAUUUUGAACAUCUUUUGUUUCUGAAAAUACGUUUAUUAAAUAUAUAUUUUACAGUUACAAGCUUCUUCAAAAUCAUGUGACUAAUACUAUGAGUAUUAUUUCUUAAGAUUAGAAAGUUUAAAUUUAAGUAUAUGCAUGUAAGUUUAUACUAUCACUGAAAUAAAUCUUUUUAAGCAAAGAAAGGGAAAUAUCUUAUCAGGUUGUUCCAAUUGAAUAGAUAAAAUCUUUCAAUCACGAAUUAUGAUGGCUUCCAUAUUUCUAAAUUUAUUAGUUUUGAAAACCUUUUCCGCAAAAAAUACUUUGGCACAGAGUAAAACCAAGGAAAUGAGUAUA
Messenger RNA from Glossina fuscipes, 2287 nucleotides. RefSeq names its product serendipity locus protein alpha. Gene Ontology annotation, molecular function: actin filament binding; beta-catenin binding. The record is from RefSeq and is a predicted model, not a curated record. NCBI's taxonomy places the organism in Eukaryota, Metazoa, Arthropoda, Insecta, Diptera, Glossinidae. Gene Ontology annotation, biological process: cell migration; cell-cell adhesion; cellularization. Gene Ontology annotation, cellular component: catenin complex; membrane; cytoplasm. The transcript has 7 exons. Bases 145 to 1941 code for a protein of 598 amino acids.